Molecule: messenger RNA, 471 nt
Organism: Mesorhabditis belari
Lineage: Eukaryota; Metazoa; Nematoda; Chromadorea; Rhabditida; Rhabditidae
Source: the annotation of a GenBank genome assembly
AUGGACCGAAUCGUUUCCCAAUUGUUGGCUGAGCUGGACGCGUUGCAUUUGUCCCCGCACAAGGUGUUCGUCAUGGCUGCUACCAAUCGAGCCGAUCUCCUUGAUCCGUCUUUACGAACGCCAGGGAGAUUCGACAAAGUGGUGAAUGUCCGAGUGGGAAACGAUGUCGAGUCAAGGCGGAGAAUUCUCGAGGCGCUCAGCAGGAAAACCCGCUUCUCAAAAGACGUUCGGCUACAGGAAAUCGCAGCUCUGUGCUCUUCAAAAAUGUCUGGCGCUGAUUUGUAUUCGGUGAUCUCAAAUGCAACGAUGAUUAUGUUAAGAGAAACGAUACAAAAAAUCGAGAUCGAAAAAGUCGAAGAGCGCGACGCGGAGGUGCUCGUCACAAAUCGGCACCUCAAAGAGGCCGUCGCUUACGUGAAUGAACAAAAAGAGGCUGUCACUGGGGCCGUAAGGGCUGCAGAUUUAAUCGAA